This is a messenger RNA of Miscanthus lutarioriparius, 1083 nucleotides long. NCBI's taxonomy places the organism in Eukaryota, Viridiplantae, Streptophyta, Magnoliopsida, Poales, Poaceae. The record is from the annotation of a GenBank genome assembly.
AUGAUAAACUCUGAAAUCCUUCGCAAUGCCACCAAGGCAUGCCUGGAGGAUGAGCCCAACGGAGUCUACAUUGAGACGAACCGCAGAACGCCCAAAACUGGCGACGAGAAGGAAAGCUGGGGUGGAGAGAAGAGGAUUGGGACUCACCGAACACCCGAAGCGCAUGUGACUUCUGCGAGGCCCCGUAACCUUACAGAUCUCAGCCUCAGUUUUGCGCUUCUCUUCAAGCUGACAUGCAAGCCUUCUGCCCUCCUCAGCUCAGCUGCGAUUGCCAUUGAUUACAAACCCAUGUUAGAUUUCUUGCUUGUCUCACUCUCAGAUAGCAAAGAAGCUAAAAGUACUGCAAAGGUCAAGCAACUGCUAUGCUGGCUCUCAUCUAUGGGUGUGAAGUAUGUAUGUCUCUACGACAUCGAUGGAGUCCUGAAGAAAUCAUUUGAACCUGCUGUGAAUGCUUCAAGAGAUAUUAAUGCAGGAGAAGAUUUUGGCAUUGGUGCAAACAUCAAAGAUCUACACUGUAGCCAAAGGGAGAUAGUGGUAGACUGUCUUUCUGGUUCUAAUGGCAAGGAGGGUAUUGCUAAAGCAGCCAGUUUACUUUGCUCAGCUUAUUUCAAUGGUGAUACUCAUGGAGAUGGCAAAAGGAAACCAACAUUUACAGAAGCUGACAUGGCUAGUGCGCUGAAAGCUGUAGGUUUUGGUGGACCAGAACCUGAUCUUCUUCUCAUGUAUGGUCCUGCUAGAUGCCAUUUAGGCUUUCCUUCAUGGAGAUUACGGUAUACUGAAAUUAUCUAUAUGGGGCCACUGAAAUCAUUGAAAUAUGGGGCCAUCAUGAAAGCCUUAUAUAACUUCUCAAAGAAAUACCAAAAUUAUGCCUGUGCCGACCUCCAGAUCGUCGACGUCGCCUCCAUACACAGGUUCAACAGGGAUAUAGCCGACCACGCUUUCGAGCUCUUCAAGGAUUGCUCGUCUGUGACCUGCCUCAGGAACCGGAGCGUCGAGGCGCUCGUGACUGCCACGCUCGUGCAGGCCAUCUCCAUCUGCGAGGCGCAGCAGCCCUGGACACUGCAGUGUGUAGACAUCGGAUAG